This is a messenger RNA of Lolium rigidum, 813 nucleotides long. RefSeq lists its product as uncharacterized. The transcript has 5 exons. Lineage: Eukaryota; Viridiplantae; Streptophyta; Magnoliopsida; Poales; Poaceae. The record is from RefSeq and is a predicted model, not a curated record. The coding region runs from base 27 to 575 and encodes 182 amino acids.
GGAGGAGGAGCCAAGGGAAGAAAAACAUGGGGGACGGUGGUGAUGGCGCCGCCGCCUCCUCGUCGCCGCCGGACGCCGCCUCGGCCGCGGCGUUCUCCUACCUCGCCGUCUUCCACAACUACCCGCUCAUCGCCGCGCUGCUCGGCUUCGCCAUCGCGCAGACCAUCAAGUUCUUCGUCACCGGGUACAAGGAGAAAAGAUGGGAUCCUAAGCAGCUUAUUGGCUCCGGCGGCAUGCCAUCGUCGCAUUCUGCGACUGUUACAGCGUUAUCAGUGGCGAUUGGCUUCCAAGAUGGCUUCGGCAGUGCCCUCUUUGCGACAGCAACCAUAUUUGCAAGUGUGGUGAUGUACGAUGCUUCUGGUAUCAGAUUACAUGCUGGAAAGCAAGCAGCGGUGCUGAACCAAAUAGUCUGUGAACUUCCUUCUGAACAUCCCUUGGCUGAAACAAGACCGUUGCGUGAACUUUUAGGCCAUACUCCGACCCAGGUUGUCGCCGGUGCAUUGCUUGGGUGUAUGAUAGCUACUGCAGGGCAAAUUGUCAUUGCAGUGACAAGUGCAGCGACAAGUGUUGUAUGAUGCUGCUGUGUUGAAGGUGCAGGAGAAUUGCUAGCAUUUGCAAGGGACUCAGGAAGAAGAAGCUUCUCUGGUGUUUCUGUAACUUAGGUAUUCUGUACGAUGUGUAAUGUCGUGUGGUAGUGCUGUUGAAGAUCGAUCAAGUUUUGAUAGCACAUAAUUGUAUGUUCAGGUGAUGUUCUCAGGCUUGAUGUACAGAAAAUUUAUUCGAUAACUUCAUUGUUCUGGUGAAAUCUCAAAA